Messenger RNA from Periophthalmus magnuspinnatus, 3545 nucleotides. RefSeq names its product activating transcription factor 5b (gene atf5b). The transcript has 4 exons. Bases 305 to 1810 code for a protein of 501 amino acids. Gene Ontology annotation, cellular component: nucleus. The record is from RefSeq and is a predicted model, not a curated record. NCBI's taxonomy places the organism in Eukaryota, Metazoa, Chordata, Actinopteri, Gobiiformes, Gobiidae. Gene Ontology annotation, biological process: regulation of transcription by RNA polymerase II. Gene Ontology annotation, molecular function: DNA-binding transcription activator activity, RNA polymerase II-specific; RNA polymerase II transcription regulatory region sequence-specific DNA binding.
CCACUGUGUGAUCCGGCCCGGCGUUAGGAGUUGGAGAAGUAGCGGAUUUAAAAACUUUGUGCCUCCAAGUCUGUGUUCGCUGAAAUAACACAAGCUGAAGACUCCCUGGAUCCUAAAGGGACAAUGGCAUUUUAAUUUGAGACUGUAUCAGCUCCAGGUUCCGCGUGCUUCACCUCUGCAGCGACUUUAACAACUGUGUGAGCAGAACACAGCAGUAUGGGGUCUUCAGUUGUUUCCGAAACUCAUUUGUCGACGCAGUGCACGAUUUGUGCUUUUGAACAAUUUGAUCGAAGCAGACGGCAUAAUGGCGGCAUUGAUCCUUCGCAAAAUUCCUCCCAUUUCCACGGGCGAGCGCGGCGCUCCCCUUCUCCAACAGGCUAACGCUAACCAAUCACGGGCCGGGGUGGGGGCGGAGCCAGCGGAGCGGCAGCACUUAAUUGGUGAUGGUCACUCAGAUUGGAUGACGGAAAAAGUUGAUUUGUCUUCGUUUGUGUCAACGACCGAGUCUUCUCCGAGCUCAUCGCUUCCUCCGUCUCCGUUAGAACACGAUGUCAAGGUGCCCUCAGACCUGGAGGUCAUGACCUCACUGCUGCAGGAAGAGCUGGCUCAGCUGGAGGACUACUUCCGCUCCGAGUCCACAGCCACAACCAACAAGUUGGACAAAUCCUCAAAAUGUGACAAGGGUGCUCCAGCCAUGGGCUCCCAAUCUUAUUAUCAGUUACCUUAUGGCUCAUAUGGGACCAGCCAAUCAGAACCCAGCCCUGUAGUUGUUACCUUGGCAACAGGGGAACUGGACCUGGCCAGCUUUUGUGGCGGUCCCAUCAGCAGAACCAAAAUCGCCCGACCUGCGCCAUACAACUACCACCACCGCUACCACCACAACAACGGGCGGAGAAUCAUCAGUGAGACUGUGAAAGUGGACGAAGUGGGACUGGACUCGUGGGGCUCCAGAGGCAGUUACUCAGGAAGCACGGAGCUGUCCGUCAACCACUACUCCACGCUCAAGACGGUCAGUAAGAACAGCUUCGGCAGCGUCAAGAAGGUGAGAGAAUGUGCUUUAUCGCUGAAGGAGGAGGAGAGCUACUGCUUCUCAGAGGGAAUGUUUUGCAGCGAGGAAAUCGCGAGAGGGUUUUUUGGUGGUUCGUACGACAGCCACCACAAACGAGAGGGACAGUUGAUGCACAAUUUGAAGGUUAAUGUAAGUUACGACAGCACAGGCUUGGAAGUCUUGCAUUGCAGCAAAGAUGGAGGACUUUCUGGAGGUAUCCCCCAAGAGACAAUGAUGCCCGGUGACAGCUACUUCCAACAGUCCAUGGGCAGCACUGAGCCUUACCAUAGCUUUAUAGGCGACCUGGACGCGCCCACACAAGCACAGGCUGUAGAGCCCCAACACGGCCACUACCUCUACCCAGAAUGCCUUGCAGACCAAAGCUACGAAUGUCUGUCCAGAGUGGAGAGCGAGGGGCCGCUGCUGGGGGCUCCGAUCCAUCGCCCCACCCAGAGGCUAAAGGAUGAGCCCUGCCACAUUAAACCCUCUCUGGGGAUGGGUGGUUCUGGCAUGGAGCCUGGCUGUGGGGAGAGGAAGCAAAAGAAGAGAGAUCAGAACAAAACUGCUGCUCACAGGUACAGGCUGCGAAAGAGGGCGGAGCUAGACUCUCUGGAGGAGGAGCUUCACGGACUUGAAGGACAGAACCGCGAGCUGCGUGACAAGGCAGAGUCGGUGGAGCGAGAAAUCCAGUACGUCAAAGAUUUACUCAUCGAGGUGUAUAAGGCUCGCAGUCAGCGGCUUAAGCAGGACGGCACCGUCUAAACUGCAGCCCGACACCUCCGCCCGUCCAGAAGAGGGAAAAAAAUCUACCAACUGGUCUCACACACAAACGAAGUGGUAGUUGCAUGAUUUUGGUAGUUCUUUUCAAAAUAAAACACACAAAAGAGGAUGACCAAAACACCAAUUUCCUACAAAAACUGAGAAGUUUGAAAAGGGAUGAACAUUUUCCGCGCCCCGGUGAAGUGGCUUUGAAGGAGGAGCUGAACUUGUCCGUGACCACUGUGAUCCGAACUGCACUCACAGCCUUGUGAAAGACGCUUGCGAUGAUCGUUUACAAACGCUCUUUGAAAUAGUAGUAGUCAUUGAAUUUGCUUGUGGUUUUUGUGACACAUCGGCAGCAUCGAAGCAGAUCCAUAUUAAAUAUAUAUUUUAUUUUCUAUUUUAUUUUUGCUUAACAAUAAUAUUAAUGUUCAUUUAUCAUUUGCUUAAAACAAUCCGUUGAAUAAAGGGAUUGCUGGAAAGUGCGACAUGCUCUUCAAAUAUUCAUUAUCAGAGACAUUUUGAAAUUUGUAUUGCUAAAAUGUAUUUACACUUCUUUACCCCACUGCGAUGCAUGUUUGAUUUUGGAAAAGCAUGUGUGAAUGUUAUUUGAAGGCAAUAUUUUGUUAAUGCAUGGCUUCAAAAUCCACUGAUUUGUCCCUUCUCAUCGGCGGAGGACUCUCCCUGCGCCGUCUCGCCAGUGCGACCCAUGCUCAGGUUAAGUUUUGGUCUUUACAAACAUCCACUGGCUGUUUUGUUUCCCUUUUCCCUUCCUUUUCUGUUGCUCUCUAUUGGCUGUAUUUGCGGACAAACAAUCACCUGUUGACGCAACAAUAAACCGUUGUUGGGUACGACUUUUGGGACUUUUCCUUUCGAUUCAUUUUUUUUCUUAAAUUUGUUGAAAAUCCAGGUUAUUUUAAUGAUCGAUGUUGAUAUCAGGAGGUUUUCAUCAUCAGGUAAAUUGCAGCCAAAUAAACCACUGUCAUUCUUAUCCUCCGCCUUGGUCCUGUCUUUCACGCAUGUUUUCAUUCAUUCAAACGCUUUGCUCUCCUGAUUACAUAAACUGAGACGUGCCCCUUUGCCCCUCCCACAAAACCUGCCCCUGCCCCCAAACCGAAACAGUCCAGCCCUUAUUUUUUGGCUGCAAUGCAGUCUCAAACGUCCAAGUGCUUUACCACAUCCACCACUAGGAGGAAGCACAUGAAGGGAAAGUGUGAUUGACGUUUGUGCUCCAAAACAAGCAGAGUGGUGUCAGAUUUAAGCACUGUAGUAUGAUUGGAGCGAACACUGAAGAAAACACAAAUCGCUCUUUGUUUAUUUGGGCUGUUUGGGUGAUUUGUGUCUGAUAGAUCCCUGGGGUGCAGCCGAGCGGUAUCCAGCUCCAACAACAAUCAACACAAACAUGGGCUGGUUGCCUAUCUCAACCCCCAGCCUGCUCUGGGCGUGUGUUUGACUGUGUGAAAUCUCUUGGUAUCUCUCCUAGCAGUCUUAAGGCCUUUCAAGCGCAUGAGGCAAUAUCACACAAUCCUUGCAGAGGGAGGAGAGAGAUGCAAGCGAACGAUCAGAAUAAAAUAGUACGAGGUUGACAGAAAAGGCCAUUACAAGUAUCGAUUUGUUCUUACUUGUGUUUACUGUUGCUCGAUUCAGACGCACUGUAAUAACGCACCUGUCCUGCCACCACAGGGGCCACUGGAACCUGAUGGUCCUAAGUGUACAAUAAAAAUAAUUUUAUUCAAUU